UCGCAUAUAGAAGCCCAGAAUAGAUCUAUGGUUGCGAACGAGCGUCUUUAUACUGAGAUCUUUACAAAAAAGUACCUCGAGCUGUGCAUACUCGAACUACAAGGUCGUUGCCUUGGGCGAGCGAAGCAGUUCGUUGAAGCUGUGAAGGACGAACACUACGGAGGUUGGCAUUUGAUUGCAGCGCAGGACUGGCCAACUGAUGAGCAAGUACGUCAAGGCCUUGAGGAGGAUGUGAUGUUGGUAUAUGCUGGUUCGGUAUUGACUCGAGAGGAGGCAAUGCAGAUGGAGACAGCCAGUGAGAACGUUCAUACCGAUGAUAACAGGUACGUGGCGGAGAUACCCAACUCUAACUUCAUGUGGGACUUGUACUCAAGCAGGAAAAUGGUGGAGACUGAGCACAACUUCUUCGUCAAUGGGGCGCAAUACGCCGAUCCGUCAUCCCUUAUGUGGAGUAUAGGACCGACGGUAAACCACGAGAGGGUAGAAUAUUGCAAGUUGGAGCCUCGGCAUUGUGAAGUUAAAUUGCGGAGAGCUUCCUCAAAGAACGGGGAUGAGAAUCAGUGGCUUCGGGGAUUCUGGCUGCAGCGAAAACGAGGCGAGAUAAUCACCGAGGGCGAACCGUUGUUCUGGUCUUACGAUGGUGGAGCUGGAAAAUUCGAUAGAGACUUCAAUCUAAUCGGCGCCCCUCCACCACAAGGAUGGAUCUCAACUGAAGAGAUCAAGAGCCGACGACGACGUCGUGGCGGUGGUCAUGAUAAGAAGUUUGAACAUCUACGUUGGUACAUUAGUGUAA
Perkinsus marinus ATCC 50983 is the source of this 793-nucleotide messenger RNA. RefSeq lists its product as hypothetical. The transcript is spliced from 7 exons. NCBI's taxonomy places the organism in Eukaryota, Perkinsozoa, Perkinsida, Perkinsidae. The record is from RefSeq and is a predicted model, not a curated record. The annotation marks the transcript as partial.